Messenger RNA from Aedes aegypti (yellow fever mosquito), 1472 nucleotides. RefSeq lists its product as uncharacterized. Bases 447 to 1472 code for a protein of 341 amino acids. The transcript has 5 exons. The record is from RefSeq and is a predicted model, not a curated record. Gene Ontology annotation, molecular function: sequence-specific DNA binding. NCBI's taxonomy places the organism in Eukaryota, Metazoa, Arthropoda, Insecta, Diptera, Culicidae.
UACGGCAGGUUAGGCUAACUAUAGUCUAAAUUUAGUCUAAUUCGUUAGAUUGUUAGCCUAAAUUUUUUUCUAACGUUAGGCUAAAUUUAGUCUAAAAUUAGACAGAUCUGACACAGUUUUGUUAGAUAUGCUGCAAGUUCGAAACGAUCAGUUAGACUAAAUUUAGACUAACGUUAGCCUAACGUUAGACAAAAUUAUGUAUGGGCUGUUAGAUGGAUUUUAUGCUGCUUGUGCAUAUCCCAGCUGUCAUCCCAGCAUCCCAAGAAAUCCAAGCUGUCACCGUCCACCAGCGGCGCUGCUGUAGCAGCGGUGAUAGAAAAGCAAAACAGUUGUCAAACACGAACUGGAUUUUGAUAUUCUUUUAAAAAACUAAAAUUUGACUUAAUUUCAAUGUUUUUGUAUAAGGAGAAUUGUGCAGACUUGUAGUAAACGGAAAGUUUUACAAAAUGAACUGCUGUGUAAUCCCGGGAUGCGGGAACAAGUUCCAGCUGUACCGGGUGCCCAACUCCGGAAAUAAUCGCUUCCGGCAAUGGAAGAAGGUCGCGCCUGUUUUUGGAACUGGAUCCGAGCGGAUUUGCUCUCACCAUUUCAUCGAAACGGACUUCGUGGAAAAUAUCCGGAAGAAGCUGAAGAGCACUGCAAUCCCCUCCAUCAACUUGCCGGCGGAAAGGUUGAAAGCAUCAAACAAAAUAGGCUGCUGCGUUUUGGGAUGCCGCUCCAAAGACAUCAAGAAUAUGGAAAAGUUUCCCUCCAUGACAUCGAAAGCUUGGCUGAAAUGGGCAAACAUACUGGGCUGUGCGGAGGCUAAUACAGCGGGGUGGAAAAUCUGCCAGAAGCACUUCAAGGACGAUGCAUUUACAACAGUUACAUCACGAUACUUGAAGAACAGUGCUGUUCCCACUAAGAAACUGAAAAGGCCCGUGAAGAUAGUGGAAAUUCAUCGCAGACAGAUCAAACAGAUUCCCACUGAACAGUGUCUGCUGGACCAUGACUAUGUGAAAGAAGAUGUACGGCCAAAAAGCAACAGAAUGUGUUCUGUUUACGGCUGCACUACAAAAACGAGCAAAGGCGUAUUUCUUCAUAAAUUUCCGAAAGAGAGGAUCAAGAUGACCGCUUGGGUGCAUGCCAUAAAAUCAGGAAAAAAACCGACAAAAAAUUCUUUUGUCUGCAGUCAACAUUUUCACGAUAGUGACUAUAACACUGGGUCGAAUAUACUGAGAAAAUCUGCAGUACCAUCCCAAAACAUUCCUCUGACAUUUUCCCAAGAAGUUCAGAUACGCACUGAUGAUCCUUACAAGCGAAUCGUUAAAUCUUUCCGAAAACCAAAAGAUAGUCUGAACUCCUACGAAACUCUAGAAGUAUCCGGAAAUUCAUCGCUGGAAAUUACAAUGCAAUCAACCGAGGUUUCACAAUCUGACCGUUCUGGAUUCUGUGCUGUAAACGCUGCACAGUGGGACGAAACUGAAAAUUGA